Metarhizium album ARSEF 1941 is the source of this 1461-nucleotide messenger RNA. RefSeq lists its product as uncharacterized. The record is from RefSeq and is a predicted model, not a curated record. The transcript has a single exon. NCBI's taxonomy places the organism in Eukaryota, Fungi, Ascomycota, Sordariomycetes, Hypocreales, Clavicipitaceae. The coding region runs from base 1 to 1461 and encodes 486 amino acids.
AUGUCCCAGAAGAGCUCACUCAGCACGACGGAAAGCCCUCUGUCACCGGUUUUUACAUCGCCAUUCCAAGCACGACCCCACAAUAACUCGGAUUGCUUCCCCCGAUCAGGCAGUGGCAACCGCGGUCUUCAACACAAAAGCUCUACAGCCACCUAUUCCACCGGGCCUUUGGAUCGUCCGACUACCUUCAGCUCCGAUUCGCCCAGCCUACGAUCGAAACGAAGCGAUAUUUCAUCGCCUUCGAGUAACAACCACCCAUCUCCGAGGGUGCAGUAUACCAUUCCUGAACAACAUUAUACGACCAUCAGGCCCGGCGACAUUGUCACAUGCGGUCCACACGGAGAGUACAGGGGUCAGUUCGUUGAAGGACGGACAUGUUCCCAGGGAAGAUCAUCUGUCAUGAGCUCUCCCUCCCGAGGCAGGCAUAGCCUGAGCUCACAAAGCCAACAGCCCUCCAUACUCGACGAAGCGUCGCCGCCUUGCCCUGGAGAGACCAUCCUGGACAGAGCCUUCCAGCUAGGACACAUUCCUGGAGCCGAAUCCUACGUUCCCGGACAGGAAAAGCUCAGCUCCAUUGCGAGGUUCGAUGCCCUGAUGCGCCAUGCCGAAGAGAAGCGACGCAAGCGCGACAAUGUCCAGCAGGCUACGCAAACCAUGACAAGUGGCCUUGGCCAGGACGACACCUCGGAUGACAACGGCACAGAUGCCGCCUCGAACGAUUCCGACUCCGACGCUAACAGCCACGCUCGCGGUCAGAACCUGGGCGAGCAACCCGGCCCACCUCUCAUGUCGCCCGCCGCUCAGCGGGCCCUGGCGUACAUCUCGGGCCGUCACGAUGGCGAGAGUCAGAGCCCAACGUCUCUUCGGCCUGGUGUGUCGAGAAACCACGUCAGCUUUCACGCAGACUGCGCGCGCACGUCCACCAUCAGCCUUCCGCCCUCACGUCCACACACGGCCCACGCCAAGAGUAGGCCCAAAGCCUCCCGAGCACAAUCCACAGCCCAAACCAUGCCCACAGCCACGACGGCACCGGCGCCGCCCUCGUCCGGGAAGGGCCACGACAGCGGACAACCUCGUUGUAGCACCAAGGCAGAGAAGCGACACUCCAACUCGAGUGUCAAGAGGUUGAGUUUCACCGAGCUUGCCAAGAGGCUUUCCAGCACCAGCAGCCUGCUGCUAGUCCAGACGAACGCGAGUGGAGGGAGCAGCCAUAUCAGCAGCGACGUCGACAGCCAGCCAUGCUCGUCCGCACCGCGCGCAAACCUGGCUCUCCGCGGGACCGCACCACCGCCAACGCGACCCAGGGACCGCGAGGACCAUGACAGAGACGGCAGACGGCGAGGCAGCGUUGGUGUGGUAGGUCCCGAAGAGGGCUCAAGCUUUCUCUCCAGCCCGAUGCCAGGCCCGGCCACGCGCCUCGUACUCCAGGCCACCAACUACCCGCCAUCUUCUUCUGCGUAA